Messenger RNA from Pelecanus crispus (Dalmatian pelican), 1562 nucleotides. The record is from RefSeq and is a predicted model, not a curated record. Lineage: Eukaryota; Metazoa; Chordata; Aves; Pelecaniformes; Pelecanidae.
AUGGAACAGCUCAUUCUGGAUGUCAUGUCUAAGCCUGUGCAGAAAAAGGUUAUCAGGAGUAGUCAACAUGGAUCCACCAAGGGGAAGUCACGCUUGACCAAUCUGGUAGCCUUCUAUGGUGGCAUGACUGGCUGGGUGGAGGAGUUAUUAGUCAUCAUGGCUGGUUUCUUAGCAGAUACUCAGAGUUACAAGGUGGAUGGUAGCAAACCAUGGUUUUACCAUGACUACAAUUGGUUUUUCUUAGACCUUAGCAAUGUCAUGAAUUCCACUCCAAAUAUAAAGGCUGUGAAUGGAAAAGCUGAAAGUAGUGAUAGCGGAGCAGAAUCAGAAGAAGAAGGGCUUCGUGAAGAGGAGGAAAAAGAACUGCAGCUAAAUGUAAAGGACUAUAAGAAUGUGAAACCAGAAUCAGCAGCUGCUAAGGAUUUGGAAAGUAUUGUUACUAAUGGCUGUUACAAGGACAGCUUUAUCCCAGAUACGCAGAAUGGCAUCCAGACUAAAUCUGCCCUGAAUGGCUUGAACCUGGAGGAGGAAAUAAAGAAAAUGGACCCAAGCCUAGAAAUAGCUAAUAACAGUGCUCACCAAGGUGCAAAUGAAGAGAAUACUGAAGAGGUCUCAGCAACUCAGCACUUAACCAGUGACUCAGACAGUGAAGUUUAUUGUGAUUCUAUGGAGCAGCUGGGACUAGAAGAGCCCUUGGAGAUCAUCACAUCAGCUAAAGGAUCUUUAAAGCAUUCAUCCCAUUUCUUGGAUGUAGAUCACAGUCUUCUGUUAGAAACUACAGAUUUUGCAAGGCAUGCUUGCAUGACUUAUGGAAGUGUCCACCCUGGAAAUACUGUAGAGGGAGCAGCUCAAGAACAAGGUGAAGUCAAGUGUGGAGGAGAAGAUGGCAAAGCCAGUAAUGGGGGCCCUCACAAGGAGAAGAAAGGUGGAGAAAAAGCAGAUUUCUACAGUGUCAGAAGAGGGAGAGGGCAUAGGCUUCAGCCUCUCGGAGAUGGUUCACAAGGUGGACAGAUGGGUAGUGGAGGGGACGGAGAGCGCUGGGGAUCAGACAGAGGACCCAGGGGUAGCCUCAGUGAACAGAUUGCGGUAGUGCUGAUGCGGUUGCAAGAAGACAUGCAGAAUGUCCUUCAGAGGUUGCAUAUGCUGGAGGCAGUUACAGCAUCACAGGCAAAAUCUGCAACACUACAGUCAAAUUAUCAGCCUGCCUCCUCGGUCAAGAAACCAUCAUGGUGGCCCUUUGAAAUUUCUCCUGGUAUUUUAGCUUUUGCUAUUGUAUGGCCAUUUGUCGCCCAGUGGUUGGUACAUGUGUAUCUUCAAAGAAAGCGAAGAAAACUGAACUGAGAAUUCAUGACUUUGCUUAAAGACUGCUAGGAGAAGAUGGCCCUGGAAAGCGAAGGAAUUCUGAAUUCUCAUAGAAUCUCAGAACCUGGGAUGAUGUUCCUUCUGUUAUAGUAAUAUUUUGUACUACCUUUGAGCUAAACAUUUAAGGACUAACAUUAUUGAAACUUGAAUGAUUCACAGCUCCUAGGUUACAAAUGAAAUAAAUUUAAUAAUCCCAUCCU